Molecule: messenger RNA, 9725 nt
Organism: Gadus chalcogrammus (walleye pollock)
Lineage: Eukaryota; Metazoa; Chordata; Actinopteri; Gadiformes; Gadidae
Gene: tnip1
Product: TNFAIP3 interacting protein 1
Exons: 19
Coding region: 2088-4244 (718 amino acids)
Biological process (GO): cellular response to lipopolysaccharide; negative regulation of canonical NF-kappaB signal transduction; regulation of transcription by RNA polymerase II
Source: RefSeq, a predicted model, not a curated record
GUUGAGUUUGUUUUGUUAUCAUGAAACAUAAAGAUACUGAUAUAUAAACACCGUUAUGUUGCUUCAAAUGGUCCGGAUUUCGUUUGCUGUCAUGCGUGAGGGGUUUCGCUGAGGCUUUGCUCAGUUUUGUUGUGUUGUGUUAAAGGGUCGAUCGAUUCUGGACAGGAACAUAGAUUACUUAUUGCUAUUUAAUGUGGUAUUCUAAAAGAAAAUCGUUUUUUUGGCAUUGUUGUUGUUUCUUAUUGUUUUGCACGAAGGCCUAAACUUGGGAAAGGAUUCCCUCUAAAUUGUCUGCUCAAGAAUGUGGGAUAGAAUACUUGAAUGAACUUAUAAAUGAUACCUAUAUCUAAUCAUUAUUUGGCACCAUCGACAUGAUUAAUGAUGUAAAUCCAGAAACAUUACUGACAUUACUCAGUGCAUUACUACAUAUUAUAAUAAAUGCAUAAUGCUAUUCCAUUUAGUAGUUAAAAUGUGGAUGAAAACGUAUUAAUGAGUAACAUGAAAAAUAUGAAUAAAUAUUAAUAAUGAAAAUAUGUAGUUGAAUAGAUGGAGGGUAAAGGCAGUAAGAGUUCAUUAUUUGGACAGAAUGUAUCUAGAAUCCAUAUUAUUUUAUUUUAUAUUAUUACAUUCUAUUCAACGACAUCAUAAUGAUGAUUAUGAAUUAAGGAGAUAAAUGUGACGGUAAAAAAAGUCUUGUAGGCAAUUUUUUGGAAAGUAUGUUUUAAAGGACGCUUUCGGAUCAAUAUUCUUCACCCGACGUCAUAUUCAGAGGCCAUGUAUUCUGUUUCUGGUGUAUAGCAGUCAUAUAAUAAUGUUUGUAUUACAGAUAUAAUCCUGUUGGAUUGGUACAGGGCAAAGUAAAACACUACUUAUUAUUUAUGUUUUAUUUACUUUUAUUGUACCUAUAAAAACAUUUACUGUAUUACAGUUUAGAAAAUAAAAAGGAAACAUGUAGGCCUAUUUUAUCGACCAUCUUUAGGGCAUCUUUUAAGAUCUCGGUGAAGUAGGAAGUGUUAGAUUUGAUAUAACAAAGUAAGAAUAUUGAAAAAGCUUUAUACCAAAAAACCAUAUAAUUUGGAAACAAAAGUUGGACACGUUGGUCUGUUUAAUUGACUGAUUAAACUGUAUUUUAUGCAUGUAGCAUUAUAUCCCACAAGAUGGCACUCUUUGCAGGAAAACUACUCCAGUUGUAGAAUGACUCUAGUAAAUGGACACUUAGGACUGUAUGUUUUAUAUGAUCGAUUAUUGAACAGUUUGUACAGUCAGUGAUAUAGUCAGUUGUAUAUAGAUAAAAAACAAAACAUAAAAUGUGUACUGUUUACUAUGAGUAUUUUCAUUUUAUGUUCUGUAUGACUUGUCUCAGUCGACGAGGGGAAAGGCUGACACAUUUCUGGUCUAAAAUGACAACUUCAUUAAAACAUAGACCAACCUAAUAAAGUUACAUUAGAAAACAUAUCUCCCUCCCCAUGUUGAUAUACUUGGUGCGGUCGGACGCCACCAGGCUGAAUUAUGGCGGUAUCCCGGUCUACCGCAGCGCCAAUUUCCGGCCUCCUACUUCCUUUUAGAUGUGUACCCAAGAGCGAGAAUAAUAGGAACACGACAUGAAUAAAAACCACAACGAAAAGGAGAACACAUAUGCAGUGUUUUUUUUUUUUUUUUAGAAAAUAUUGACAAAGGAACAUCCUAGCAUGUAACGAAGACGGAUACCCAUCUACCGGCAGUCCCGCCUCUUGUCACUAAACCAUGAAACUAAAAGUACCACCUCUCUUUCGCCAAUAACGCUCAUUUGGAGCAUCCCGAUCCGUAGUGAGACGAGAACACCUGGGAACGAGGUUACGUGGUGUCGCCGCUGGUGACAUCCUGUGCACCCAUUGGCCCACUGGGGUACCGUUCAGUGCUGUCCAUUGGCUCACCGAGCUGCCACUCAGUGCCGUCCAUUGGCUAACCGAGCUGUCAUUCAGUGCUGUUUACAUUGAGCGUUUAGCGAGGUGGAAUUUCCCAGGUUACAGCGCAGACCACUUCCGCAAUAGAUGUCUGGGUAGGAGAAGACAGGCCACUCCACUGAAAGACUCUCCGUUCUAUGAAUUAUGAACGAAGAGAGGAAAAGAGGUCGAAAAGACUCCAAGGGGUUCCGAGCACCAUGCUUAGUAAGUGAAGCGGUGGCGAUGGACGGGAAAGGACCCUACCGGAUCUACGACCCUGGCGGGAGUGAGGCCAAGGCCAGAGAGGACUUCAGCUACCGCCAGCUCCUGGAGGAGAACGGCAUACUGAGGGAGAGGAUGAAGGGGCUGAAAAGCUUAGGCGACCUGCUGGAGGAGUCCCAGACGGAGGCCUCGCGACUGCGUCAGAGGGUGGAGGAACUGGUCCGGGACAACGAGGCCCUCAAGUCCUCCAUCUUCACCACCAGCCUCUGCACGGGAGGAGAGAGAGACCGGGUUGGAGAGAGAGACCGGGUUGGAGAGAGAGACCGGGGUGGAGAGAGAGACCGGGUUGGAGAGAGAGACCGGGUUGGAGAGAGAGACCGGGGUGGGCCGAGCGAAGCCCAGCUCACGCCUCACAGGCUUUCAGCCAAAGCCCACGCGCUCAUCAGCCAGGAGCUGAAGGAAGACCCGGCGUGUUCCUCGGGCAAGGCCCUGCAGCCCGAGAAGCCUCUGGAGGGCCUCACAGAAGAUGAACUAGUACAUUUAGAACAGAAGGCGUUGGAAGGUCACAGUACGGCGGCGGCGGCGGCGGCGGCGGCCCUGGGGGUGGUGGCGGCGCAUCAGCCCCAGGACAACAUGGAGCUGGCCAGCCAGCUGCAGCGGCUGGAAAGCUCCUUCAGCGUGUUCGCCGAGGAGUCCAACCCCAACCAGCUGCUGGCCCACCUGGGCCGCAUGGCCGUGGAGUUCCACCACCUGUCCUCCAAGGUGCAGAAGAACGAGCAGCGCACCUCACUCCUGCAGACACUGUGUGAGCAGCUCAGACAGGAGAACAAUGAGCUUCGAAAGAAAAUGGAAGAAGAUCAUCAGUUCAGGAAUCGAGACUUGGAACAACUGAGGCUUGAGAACCAGAAGCUGAAGGAGCUGGUGACCGGCGGGGCGGACCCAGCGGUUCAGACAGACAGUGAGCCAGAAGACGCCAAGGAGGAGCCAGUGAAGGAGGAAUCCCCCUGCGUCAGAUCCAAGAUGGAAAUGACCACUCCAUCCAAGAGUGCGAAAGCCGCGGAGAAAACCCCCGUGAAGUCAUGUGACCCGGAGGUGUACGAAAAGAAGAUCAAGCUUUUGGAGAAACAGAGAAAGGAUGUGCUGGAGGUGAACAAGCAGUGGGACGUCCAGUGGAACAACAUGAAGACCCAGUUUGAGCAGAAGAUCACAGACCUCCGGCAGCGGCUGGCUGACUCCCAGAAGGCGGUGGUGGAGCUGGAGGCGGAGCGGGAACAGCGGCAGCGGGACUACGACAAGAAGCUCCUGCUGGCCAAGUCCAAGAUCGAGAACGUCCAGGGCGAGAAGGAGUGUCUGAACUCGGAGACGACGGAGCUGAAGCAGAAGGUGCGCUACCUUCAGGACCAGCUGCUGCCGCUCAGCAAGCAGAGGGAGUACCAGGAGAAGGAGAUCCAGCGGCUCAACAGGGCGUUGGAGGAGGCCCUGAACCUGCAUCCCCCCGCCGCCUCCCAGCCCCCACCGGGCCAGGGUAACCACGGCGACGCCGCCAGCAACCUGAAGAAGCAGGAACUGCUGACUCAGGUGGCGGUGCUCAAGGAGCAGGUGAAGAUCUUUGAAGAGGACUUCAGGAAAGAGAGGAGCGACCGGGAGCGCAUGAACGAGGAGAAGGAGGAUUUGAGGAGACAAGUGGAGCGGCUUCAGGGUCAAAUGACGAAUUUAACCAAUCAGCUCCACCAGGCACAGAAUGAGUGCCAGAGAGAACGGACGGAAAGGUGUAAGCUGGAGAGACUGCAGAUGCAGCACCACAAACAGGUGGGCGCUGGGCAGGGCCUGGAGGGCUGGCCUGUACACUUCCCCCCCCGGAUGCCCAACGCAGCGGGCGCUACGGCCGCCGCUGCUGCCGCCGCCGCCGCCGCAGCCAACGCGGCAGCACCGCCCCCCGGACGCGACCCGGGUUUUCCUUGGCAGUCGUCCUUCCCACAGCCCAGAGGGUCCAGAGUCACCGGGGAGGGUUCGAGACCCCCGCCAGAGACCACAGAUCAGUCAACGGCGGCAGGAUUCGGAAAAAGGGAAAGACAGAACCUUGACCCUGGAAAGCACUAGAAGCAUCACUGAUCCAACCAAAUGAAGCUUGGGUAGUAGCAUGAUUCAGUUUGUUUUGAUUUGACAAGGUGUAAUUUGAACUAUAAUUUUCCUACUGAACUGUAGAUAUCGGAAUGUUGUUUAUACUUGCGUUUUAUAAGCCUAUUUGUGAAACACUGUUUUCGCUAUUCUGAAUAUAUAUACAUGAUAUAUUGUUUAGAUUUUUUUAAACUUAUUAUUUUUGAGACUCAAUCUGCUUCAUAUGAUUCUAUGCAGGAACCGAAGUCAUUUGUUAAAUAGGUUGGAAACUAUCAACAUACUUUUUUUUUUUCUGACAAUAUACCUACGUGAUUGUCUCUGCAGAAAUGUAACAACUUCACAUACCUAGUUUGUUACUCGUUGAGUUAAACGGAAGCCAUUCCCGAUUUAAGAACAAGACCACAUAUAUUCAUUCCAACAAAGAAUGAUUAUGUAGGUACAUUGAAUCAUAGACAUUGUAAUGUGAAUGUUAUUUCAUUUAUGAUGAUUUCUUCAGUACCAUUGAUGUUCUAGACCUGUCCCAUAUGUGUAACUGUUCAAAAGUGAUUGUUGAAAUACUAAAAUUUUGGGAAAUUAAUUUUGAUGGUAUCAUGGCAAAAAAUACAUGAUUGUGAUUAUUGAUAAUUUAUUUAUAAUCUAAUGUUUUGAUAGUUGCAUUGACUCAGUGUAAAUCAUUGUCUUUAGUAAUGCUGUUCUUUCUAUGUUGUUACUGUAAUCCCAAUAUAUUGUAGCUAUUGGCAUUGUAUGUUUGUAUCAGACACACAAUACUCGACAAAACAGCACAUACACAUACAAACGCGUUUUUUCACUCUAAUGGACCUAAUCUCAUAAAAACCAACACUUUAAUUUACCGCACCCGAUUUAAUGAUUUGGUCACUUGUUCUUACCUUUCCUUUAUCCUUCAGCAUCCUAUACCGUUGUCCAUAACAAAUUCCCAUUCUUUGUAGAGAUUAGCCAAUUGAACCCCUUCCCCACUUCUCUCCCCCAACUCUGAACAAUUGAUCUGCUUCCUCUCAUUCCUUCAAACAAACAAGGUCACUUGCGGUGAGUCAAAUAACGAUUUAAGAUCAGGAUGAUGACCCUCCCCCCCCCCCCCCCCCCCCUCAUCAUAUGGUUGUCUUGUCGCAGUGACGAGGAAGAUUUUCAGUUGUCUUUUAGAACACACGACCUUGUGUUGCAGCAGUAUCAACGUGCGUUUGUGUGUGCAACACUCGGUUCAGUACUGAAAACAAGCCCAGCUUCAGACACACAGCCAUUUGAAAUGGUUUACUCGCUAUGUUAACUCCUUUCACUUUUUGUUUUGGUUUGAUUCACAAUUUAGCUCAGUAUUCAUACAGUUUCCCCUAGUAUGUAUUGCAGAAGACGGGAUGGCGGGCUUCAAAUUGUCUGUAGAUUAUUUGGGACAACUUUUUUUAAUCCAACAAUUUAUUGGGAACAAAUCCUCACUGGUGGGAGCUGAAUUGAGACAUUAGCUGAAUUGCACUUUGAAAGGUACGCUGUAAUUAUUGGCAGUUGUAUUUUCUUGGUUUGUAGCCUAGUUAUGUUUUUCUUGUUCCUUUUUGCUGUAGGCAAAAGCACAUCUUAUGUGAGACUUUUUGUAUUUGACCAGCUUAAUAAAUAUUCUAAAUGUCUUUCCUCUGUCAACUCUGAACGUCCUAUUUGAUAUGCUAAAUCCAGGGGUUGCAAUCACACACACACACACAGUCAGUAGGUCUGCAUAACUUCGCAUAUUUCUUGAGGCACGAAUUUGAGUCAGCAACUGUGUUUCCCCCCAAGCUUUAUUGAAGGUACCCAGCGAACCCAGGUCCUCUGCAGGCGGUUGUGCAGCAGGUUCUGCCGCUGUACGAGAGGACAUGACGCUGGGAUCGCGGAGCAGCCCCGAUGCACUCCAGGGCUGGCUCUGGACCCACAGACUCAGAAGAGGCUCCACAGAGAUCCUGCUUUCAAGCCCCAUCUUCAUGUUAUCAUGCCCAACUCUACGCUUCACAGAACCUGUCGCAGACCGCCAGGGGACCGUCACCUGUGCCUCAUCUCCGUGAAAGCAAGCGAGGCGCCAGUUGAAGGGUAUAAACGUUUGCUUAAGAUUCUAAAAGGGGGUUGAUCAGAUCCCUUUGGGCUGGUAAACGCCGGAGGUAGUCUGUGAUGAAUCUUCUGACGACGGAGACUUCGACCUUGGAAAACCACCUCCUGACUGGCUUCCCAUCCGGCCCCACCAGGAACUUCUCGAAGUUCCACUUGAUGUCGCUCAGCUUGAGCGGCUCCCAGAACAGCCUCUCGGACGCCGGUCCCAGGUCGUCGCCGACCGGCGGGCAGGAGCUCUGCAAAGCAAAACGUAAACGCAUUACAUUGACACUCUGCAUCUGACACCCAACUACUCUGCUAUACAUACCAAUGUUGAUAUGUCCUAUAUCACAUGUAAUAUUCCAUGAGGCGGGAGGGGACUCGCCUUGAGGAAGGUGUACACCGGUUGUUCCUGAUCUCCAUUGACAUCACCGAGCUCAAACAGCGGGAACGUGGGGACAAAUCCCUUUCCUGGUCUUACGUGUCUGAAACGCAGGAAACGAUCAUCUCGUCAGGGGUAAAGGACCACCGGGGAGACGAUUAGGGCUUGGGGCCCCCACUGCCUCAUGGGGCCAAACCACUCCUUAAGUAGUACUUAGGUUUUGCUACAUUCUCUUAUGGCAGCCUAUGGAUUGUAGAACCACUAGCCUGGCCGCUUCACUCCAUUGAGGAAUGCAUGGAGAGGUGGAGGGACUUAAGGGAUAAUUGAAAAUGUUGCAGAUUGACAGAUGAUUGAGAGAUAUCUACAUUCAUAGAUCUAACGUUACAUCCCUUCAUUGGAGCCAGGCGUCAAGGGUAUGCUGCAACUUUAAACGCCCUGGUUCAGUUUCAUUGGUUGCAUUCCUUGUGUGUAUUCGGCUAGCCAUGCAGAGAGAAGAGGAUUACUUACUUUAUACCUGGUAGGAUCUCAUCAUUGUUCCCUGGUUCUUGUUUUCCAAAAAUAUUACAGGGAAACCCGAGAACGGUGAAUCCAUAGGACUUCAGCUCCUCGUGUAGUGCAUUCAACUCUGAUGGUAUCAAACAGAAGAAAGUACAGAUGAUGUAGCCUCGGAGCUGGAGGAAAGGGGUGAUUGUUUAUGGUGGACUUAAUGAAGAAAGUGUUAUUCAAUGCUCACCCACAUACUGGUUGGUAAGGGAUCAGUAUGUAGCUGUGUUGACAAAGAGGACUGUCUGCCCAACGUACUCGCUGAAGGAGACGGUUCGACUCUCAUUCAGGGUUUUUGCCUGGUACCCAUAAAUGGUACCGUUUACAUCUGUUUCACACGGCUGAGGGAGGGAAACACGCCUGCUGGUUACAAAUAAUUGUCUUCAUCUUAUCAGGUCAAUGACAACAAAGUCGUGUGUUAUCUGGUUUGGUUGAAUCACCAAACAUCUUAUUUCAACAGGUCAAAAACAUCUAUCCCGAUCUAAUUUCAUUCAGUGUUUGGUUUUCCUACAUUGUAUUAUGUAAGGCAAAAUGUAUUGAUAACAAACAGAAGUAACAAAGUAAAUUGGCUUGACAUGUAGGACACUAAAGUUAGUACAUUUAGAAUUUGUGCUUAGUCUUUACGGUUAGAAACACCAAAUUGUGUCUGCAUCUAGAGAAGUGAUGCUCUUGGUCCAGUGUUUUACAACCUUUGUCUUUAGGUAUUACACCUGAUUGUCAACAAGACCUUUCGCCGACCACCUCGUAUGCAAAGAAAAAAAGGAUAACUAUAACACAGUGUGGCCGAGCAGAGUGCCAGCCCCUUUUACAAGACCGUGGCCUGAACAGUGAAAAGAGAACCCUCAGUAACGCUGUUGAGUUUAUCUAGCCUACACAAAUAAUGACGAAACAUCAAAAGAAAACAUUACAAUGUUAAAGAUAUGAAGGAAUCCACAUAGCGACACUAUUUUAGAAAAAAAAUGGUAGGCUAUUUACUGAACAUUUCACUACCUACCUAACUUUUUUAUAUCUUUAUUUUCAAUGAUCUAUUAUUUUAUAUUGUUGUCAAUGUCUAUUUCAAGAAUAAAAAACACUGUUCUAGUCGAUGUCCUGAGGCAAGGUCCUAAAAACGUUUCUGCUUUGACAUUAACUUAACAAUUAAUAUGAAUGACCAACAACGCAUUAUUUGACGUUAGCACUUAACAAGGUAGGCUACUAUAAUUAAUUGAUUGUCCUAUGCUAAAUAGGCCUAUGUGUUUUGAUUUUACCUUCAGGGUGAAAAGAUAGGUCAGAACUACCCCAUACUCUUUGAUACACGGAUAUUCUUAAAUCCAUUAUAGGUCAUGCUUGACCGCAGUAUAUGUAGCCUAGUCUAAACCAAUUUUUAUGAUCUGAAAAAAAGUGAUCCAUGACCAAUAACAAUAUAAAGAUAUUUUUACGCGGGAGUGUGUUCCCGCGGAUGUAGGCCACCUACCUGGGUCCAUGGAAACACUGUGCCCAUGCUGGGUCGGAGAACACCCAGCAGAACCAAAGGUAAAAUCCGUAUCCACUCCAUCCCCGGCGUCUCGAACGUCUGAACCCUCUGUAGGCUUACCUAAAUUACCGACUCGGUCGCUGCCUGCGGCCAAGUCUGAUUUUUGUAAUUUCGCAGGUUGGGGUUAAAUUUAUACCUACAUGCUGCACUGAACAAACUGACGCGCACCCGUCUGAACCAAUAGGGAUUUAGUGAUCGUGGGCUCAUCUUGGAGUUUCCCUUGACUCUUGGCCCUUUGACCUCCCUUCCCCCUGUCAUCGCAUCAUCACACAAGCUAUAUGUGUGCAUUUCAGUAGAAUAUAUAGACAUAGAUAGACAACGGCCCGGGGUGCAAAACCAAUCAGCAGACAAACAAUCCUAAAGUAAACAGACACACACAGUAAACAGGGUUUCUGAAUGUUUCCACAAGUUUAAUUAUAGACUUUUUAAGAACAUUUUGAAUGGAAAUUUAAGAACCAUGAAGGAUAUGAAGGAAAAUUGAAGACAUAGAAUUAGUUGCAAAGUAAUUAAAUGUAUUCACAUUCAACAGUAAAUGACUAAAGGAGCUGUGUGUAUGUAAGAGUUGCAAUAGUAUAAUAUGUGAUGCUUCGUUCAACCAAAACGUAUGGAUCCCACUAAAGACAUUGUAGACGACCUAACAUGACAUAACAACAAUUUAUGCAGUUAGUGAUUAAUCUAACUCUUAUAGUCGGCCACUGUAUACAGGUUCUAGACUGUGAGAGAAAGUCUAAGACGUUUGGAAAACAGGUAACCAGAUGUCCUAAACCAGCCAGCCAAAAGGUUGCCCACAAUAGUAAUGUGGGUUAUUAUUGUUAUUGCUUAUUGUUCUUACUCGACCCAGGUGUAAGAUCUGUUUUCUUUGAUUAUACGUGGCUAUUUUACUCAAGACUGAAGUAAACUACCUCACGCCAGUGAUGGUUGGCAGACAAUUUCAUCUCCUAAGCAUAUGUGGUUUGUUGUCUGU